UUGUCUCUUUCUCCAAGCCUCUAAUUUUCUCCCCCUCUCUUUCGGGACGUCGGUGAUUUUUCUUUCUUUUUAUUAAAUGUACACGAUAACAAGACAAUUUUCGGUUCUCUCGCGCAUCGUGAACGUGGAUGAGUAAUAGUGCUUUCGCGCGGUGGCCGAUCAUCUUCGGCUGGUCUGCCUGGGAAGCGAGGAGAACGUGAAUGCUCCUUACGUUUUACUGGUGUCAAUGUACACACGGUGCAACGUUAUUGUAGCAUUGGCCGUGAGCGAACACUUUUAAGAGGGAUCCCUAAGCUCAGACAGAAAAUUCGACAUGAUGAAGGGCAGCGCUAAAAAAGAGAGCAAAAUGCGCAUACGUGCUUUUCCGACGACUAUGGAUGAGAAGUAUGUAGAAAGUAUCUGGACGCUACUGAAAAAUGCUAUUCAGGAAAUUCAAAAGAAAAACAAUUCUGGUCUUAGUUUUGAAGAACUUUAUCGAAAUGCUUAUACCAUGGUUCUCCAUAAGUAUGGAGAACGUUUAUAUACAGGUCUGAAAGAAGUUGUAACACAUCAUCUUGAGAACAAAGUACGAGAAGAUGUACUAAGAUCUCUUCACAAUAAUUUCCUUCAAACAUUGAAUCAAGCUUGGAACGAUCAUCAGACAUCAAUGGUGAUGAUUAGAGAUAUUCUAAUGUAUAUGGAUAGAGUAUACGUGCAACAAAAUGAUGUAGACAAUGUGUAUAAUUUGGGGCUUAUCAUAUUUAGAGACCAGGUGGUCAGAUAUGGGUGUGUUAGAGAUCAUUUAAGGGAAACUUUAUUAGAUAUGGUAGGAAGAGAAAGAAGGGGAGAAGUAGUAGAUCGUAUCGCGAUAAAAAAUGCCUGCCAAAUGUUAAUGUUACUUGGAAUUAACAGUCGUCAAGUUUACGAAGAAGAUUUUGAAAGGCCUUUUUUACAACAGAGUGCUGAAUUUUAUAGAAUGGAAUCUCAGAAAUUCUUAGCAGAAAAUAGUGCAUCAGUAUAUAUUAAGAAAGUUGAGGCUAGAAUCUGCGAAGAAUCAGAGAGGGCGAAGCAUUAUUUAGAUGAAUCUACUGAACCACGAAUAGUAGAAGUUGUAGAAGAAGAAUUAAUUAAAAUUCAUAUGAAAACUAUUGUAGAGAUGGAAAACAGUGGCGUAGUUCACAUGCUUAAAAAUCAAAAAACUGAAGAUCUUGGUUGUAUGUAUAAAUUAUUUUCAAGAGUUUCGGACGGAUUGCGUACAGUAUGCGAUUGCGUCUCGCAGUUUCUCAAAGAGCAAGGACGUGCCAUGGUUCAAGAGGAACACGAAUCAACAACAAACGCUGUCCUCUUUAUCCAGAAUUUGUUGGAUUUAAAAGAUCGUUUCGAUCAUUUCCUUCAUUACUCGUUUAAUAACGAUAAGAAUUAUAAACAGAUGAUCGCCUCCGAUUUCGAAUACUUCCUAAAUCUGAAUACAAAGAGUCCCGAGUAUCUCUCGCUUUUUAUCGACGACAAGCUGAAGAAGGGUGUUAAAGGGAUGACAGAACAGGAGAUUGAGGGUAUUCUAGACAAAACCAUGGUUCUCUUUCGGUUCCUCCAAGAGAAAGAUGUAUUCGAACGGUACUAUAAGCAACACUUAGCUAAACGUCUUCUCUUAAACAAGUCUGUCUCUGAUGACAGCGAGAAGAAUAUGAUAUCUAAACUUAAGACUGAAUGUGGAUGUCAGUUCACGUCGAAGUUGGAAGGGAUGUUCAAAGAUAUAACAGUCAGUAAUACUAUUAUGGAUGAAUUUAAGGAUCAUGUCCUCACAUCUAAUACAAACUUGCAUGGCGUGGAUAUAAGUGUCAGGGUUCUAACAACCGGUUUUUGGCCAACGCAAUCGGCAACGCCAAAGUGUAGUAUGCCAUCCGCCCCGCGAGACGCUUUCGACGCUUUCCGUCGGUUCUAUCUCGCUAAACACAGCGGUCGCCAGUUGACGUUACAGCCACAAUUAGGUUCUGCGGAUUUGAAUGCCAUAUUUCACGGACCACGAAGGGAAGAAAGUAGUUGCACGGCAUUAGACACGCCAUCGUCCUCCAGUUCGAUUGGCAACGGGAGCGCUAACGGUAGUUUAUUAAGUCAGCGAAGCAGUAGCUGUGGAAACACGAGGAAACAUAUAAUUCAAGUAUCGACUUAUCAGAUGUGCGUCCUGAUGCUUUUCAACAAAAGAGACAAAUUAACAUACGAGGAAAUUCAAGGUGAAACCGAUAUUCCAGAAAGGGACUUGGUUAGAGCAUUGCAGUCUCUGGCUAUGGGUAAAGCCACGCAAAGAGUAUUAUUAAAACAUCCUCGGACAAAGGAGAUAGAACCUUCACAUUGUUUUUGUGUCAAUGACAGUUUCACCAGUAAACUGCACAGAGUAAAGAUACAAACGGUGGCGGCGAAAGGCGAAUCAGAGCCAGAAAGAAGGGAGACGCGUAACAAAGUUGACGAGGACAGGAAGCACGAGAUAGAAGCGGCUAUCGUUCGCAUCAUGAAAGACCGAAAACGCAUGCCUCACAAUAUACUCGUAACAGAAGUAACAGAGCAACUCAGAGGACGAUUCCUGCCUUCGCCCGUAAUUAUUAAAAAGCGUAUAGAAGGUUUAAUUGAACGUGAAUAUCUGGCGCGCACGCCGGAAGAUAGAAAGGUGUACACGUACGUUGCUUAAUGCUCGAAUUCAAAUGUUGGAUCUGUACAAACAUUAUGCCAAAAGUGGAAUCUACGAAUCUGUAUCAGAUGCGGAAUUUAUCGGUGGAUUUAAAAGAAAUGAAAGAAAAAUUAGUAUAAAGAUGAAGAACUUAAUAAAGGAAUGAAAAAAUGUUGUAAUUGAAAAUUAUAUUAAUUAUGGGGUUCGAAUGUCAAAAUGAUGAAGAUCACGUAAAAAGCAUCAUGUUUUUAUUUUCAUUUAUAUCUUUAUUUAUCAAUAUAGAGUUUUAAUAUUUAAAUGAACAGGUUUUACCCUUUCUUACUCAAACUGAAUAAAAAAUAAAGUCCUGUAAAAGCGGUUCUUAAUUGAGCACAUUUUACAUAUAGAAUAUGUUAAUUCUGCCUGAUCCUUUCCUGUCUCAUUUUGGAAUGAUCAUGUACAAAAUACACCUUUGUUUCAAUACGUGUAUAUAUAAGCAUACUCAUAAAAUAGAGAUCAUAAGGUAAGUUCAAUACUUCGGUUGUUGAUCUAAAUUAAAAAUGGUGUAUUAUGAAUGAUUACAUGCUUAUUAUUUUUUUAGAUGAUCUACUUACUAUGUAAUUGUUUAGAAAUUAAACACCGUAUUGAGUUUUGCAACGAUACUAAGAAUAUUUGGAGUACCAUUGAUUUCUGCAAUACUUGACAUUUAAUUAAGCUUAAUAUUUCACCCCUAAAAUUUGAAACAUUCUAAUGAAUUUAUUCAGCAUUAAAUUAAUGGAAGUAUUAUUUGAAUUUCUUAAUAUUUAAUGUAUUAAUGUUACAUCAGAGUUCGAGAAUUACAUAUAUGCAAAGUAGUACCAUCAAUUGUAAUUACAUAGGAGAUUAUCAUCAAGUUACAAAUUCAUGUUUUACAUUAAAAGGUAGAUGUAAAUUUUCAACACAACGUUACAGAGAUAUAUAGUUCCCAAAAUUAACAUCAAAAUGCGUUUACAGUGUCAGCAUGAUUUUCAAAAAUCAUACAAAUUUAUGUACAUUCAUGAUGAUCAUUUCAUGCUUACAAGCUUAAUCGAUACUAGUUCAAAGUUGCCUGUAAAUUAGAAAAUUAAAAUUACUAUAAUUUAGUAUUUAAUGUAAAUGCAACAUUCUAGAACCGUGAGUCCAGAGAUAAUAAAUUGAAAAUCGUUUUAAAAAACAUUAAAACGAACAGUUAAAUGUGCUGCUUCUUCAAGCCUUUUAAAAAUCGUACGAAAUGUAAUUGCGUAACGAUUUUCGACACACAUAGUAUACAAUAUCAUACAGUUAGUUUAUUAUACUUUACUUUGCUCUGAAAAGUUUGUUAAUCCAUUUUAUAAACAUUACAAUUUGCAUAUAUUUAUAUCAUUGUUGGUAAUCAACCAAUACUGUACACAUGUAUCUCAACUUGUUUGUCACGUAACAGAUAAGUCUAUGUUGGCUUGAAUUAAAUUAGCUGACGGGUGGCACGCAUUGUGGUGAGUAGAGCUAGUCAUUCAUGGUUAUUCGUUAGAAGAGGGUGACUCCCGCCUUUUUUCUGCAUGUUUCUUUGUAAAUUCUUCUGCAUUCUUUAAAAACUUUUUCCUAUCGUUAAGAAAUUCUUCUGCCAGAUCUACCCUUAAGGCAUGUUCUGGUUCUGGAUCAUUCACUACAGCUAUCAAAGCUUGUACAACUGUAAACAAAAUUUAACAAUUAUUUUUACUCCUUCGUUCUAACAAUACUACAGAUUAAAAUACAAUUUCACCUUGGUCUGUUCUUGUAGCUGGUUUCCAAUUUUCAGCAUGUAUAAUAGGUAAGCAGAUAUUUCCACCUUCGUCUACAUUAGGAUGAUAUAUUUUAGUUUUAAAGUUUAUUCUUGGAGGUUUAAAAGGAUACUCUGCAGGAAAGUUAAUUUCAAUGCGAAAAGCUCCUUUAUUAUACGGUGGAUUGUCCUAAAACAUUCGAAACUAUUAAAUACAUUGAUUUAUAUCAUUGACAAAUUUUCUUGUGCAAUAUAACAGUUUCCAAUAUCUUCUAAAUGGAAAUAUGCAUUGUAGAAAAUAUUUUUAAGUAACAUCUAAUAAAUGAAAGUUACAAUAAAGUAUGGUAUAUAAUUUAUUUUCUUCUUUGUUUAUGUAGAUUACUCAUUCAGGUAAUAAAUUUCUAUGUGAAUCUUCUUCUAAAAAAUUAGUCUAUUAAAAUAUGAAUUUACAUAAAUGUUCAUAAAUUUCAGCUAACUAUAGUUGCCUCUUCAAGCAAGACAAGGUUAGGUUAUGUUUCCAGAUUAGAAGGGUUACGCCAAAACGUACCGGCAAUAUAAGGCCCUGCCAAGUGAGAAUAUUGGAUUCAUCUACUUGAAUAUUUAUAAAAUUUUUCAUAGGCGAAGCUCUUAGGUCACCGAGUUCCUAAAAAGAGGAAAUGUAAUCAUCAUUUGUAAGUUUCAUGAAAACUGAGAAUCGUAACGCGAACACCAGUUUUAAAAUAAAUAACGAAAAGUUCAUCAUUGGUUUCAGAUGGGACAUAAAUAUCUACUAUAGGAAUCGAAACCAUAAAACAUUCAUAAAUCAUUGAUAAAAUAUAUUAACGUUCCACAUUUCAUUGGAAAAAUUCAAUGUCAUCCAUAGCAGAGAUUAUAUCGCAAUUCAAUUAAACAGACAUGGACAAGCAUGCCACAGUUUCAAAUGAUAUUUUCGAACGUUUCACACACAUUUAAUUCCACCUGCGAACUCUUCGAUUGACCGAAACUUUGAAUUACCUUUUGCAAUCUUCUCGUAGCUGCCAUUUUGAAAAUAAAUUCCACUAAAAAACUAGCAAAACUUGUCAAGCCCCUCACCGACGACUUCACAACUACAUAUAUCCACCCUCUAAAAUUCCCCAGCGUUUCUAUAGAGAAAAGCUCCCGAACUAAAGUUUCUGUAAAGUUUCGUUGAUCGGUUCUCUUUUUCGUAGCUCGUAUCGACACGAAUAUAGAUGGAAAUUUAGAAUUGAUUAUGUGAGAAUAUGAAUCGCUAUCCGUUUAUCCGUUUUGUUGCAAGUUAGCGCGCGUGCGCACAUAAUUCAUGCGACUGUGUGCACGGUUGGAUUAACGUUUCAAUCAAAAGUACCACGGACGUUCGCAAGAAGCGCUACUUAAAAAAAAAUCAAAUUUGUGAAUCAAUGGAAAUAAGCGAAAUUUUAGACAUUGGAUUGUACAUCUACUUUUCCGACAUUGAUCAUUGUCAAUAAAU
This is a messenger RNA of Nomia melanderi (Alkali bee), 5838 nucleotides long. It is a transcript of the gene Cul3, whose product is annotated as cullin 3. NCBI's taxonomy places the organism in Eukaryota, Metazoa, Arthropoda, Insecta, Hymenoptera, Halictidae. Gene Ontology annotation, biological process: ubiquitin-dependent protein catabolic process. Gene Ontology annotation, molecular function: ubiquitin protein ligase binding. The record is from RefSeq and is a predicted model, not a curated record. Gene Ontology annotation, cellular component: cullin-RING ubiquitin ligase complex.